AUGGAGCCUGUGUCAGUCCCCGUGCUGGUUGCUGGACUUGUUGAUUGUGUAGCCCAGUUAAUAAGAAUAGCUGAAGAGCUUUUACAGCUGAUUUCACAAGAACAGGUUCCUUGUGUAGAGCAAAAUGAUAGAGCAGAAGAGAUAGAAGUGGAUGCAUCUCCUCCUGAGGAAGCUUCGCUCCCAGACCUUGCUGAGCUCUCAGACUUAGAGUCAAUACUUACACCAAGAGAAGAUGAAGACCUAAUCCUUGACAUAGAUCAAGCGAUGUUAGACAUAGAAGAUUUAUAUGAAGAUGUACUCUCCAGUAUAAACAAUGACCUAAGAAGUGGUUAA
Leptonychotes weddellii (Weddell seal) is the source of this 333-nucleotide messenger RNA. The record is from RefSeq and is a predicted model, not a curated record. NCBI's taxonomy places the organism in Eukaryota, Metazoa, Chordata, Mammalia, Carnivora, Phocidae.